CGUAAGGGCAAAACAACCAAAGAAGCUCCAAGUUUCUACAAAUUUCUUCAGAGUUGCCGUGCUGUAUACGCCACUAUGAAUUCCUUGUAUUUCUGCGGAGGAGCUCAUUAUGCGAACGGUGACUAUCCGCUGCACAGUUUGAACUCCCUGGCCGUUUUUUACGAUUUGCACCACCAGAUGGCGGAGCGGUACCAAAGUUCCACAGGCAGUCCCUCUUCCGUACACACUUUCUCUGUGGCCGAGAGACUGGCAGAGCUGAUCCUGGAGGCGCGGUACGGGAACCAGCAGAAGCAGAGGCGAAGCCGCACGGCCUUCAGCGGGCCCCAGCUGCAGGCCCUGGAGCACGCCUUCCAGCAGACGCAGUACCCCGACGUGGGCAUGAGAGAGAGGCUGGCCGUCUGCGUCAACCUGCCCGAGGCCCGCGUUCAGGUGUGGUUCAAGAACCGGCGGGCCAAGUUCCGGAAGGGCCAGCGGUGCGGCCCGACUCCCAGGGAACCGGGUUCGCAAGACCUCCCUCAGAACCGGGAAGGGAAGGAGGAGAAGCGGACCGGGGACGAAGGAGAACCCAAACUGUCCUCAGAAGACUCUCCGUUCAGGGCCGUUAGCGCCAGUUCUUCCACUUCCAGCCCUGGAGACCUCGGGGCGAUCCAGUCUUACCCGGGACCGGUUUCUCCCUUCGUAGGCAGGGACCAUCACCCCCACCUGCAUCAGCCCUGCACCAUGGACCUGCUGCCAGGCGGCCUACACCUCUCCCCCGGUUUCUGGCCCUUUCUCCAUCAGCACGCCCCGGUCUUGGGCGUUGCACCAGUGGGUAAAAGCAGCAGUACUUCCAUACACACUGUCGGUCCCGGCAUGGCCCUGUCUCUCCCCCACCUGGACCUGUAG
Molecule: messenger RNA, 885 nt
Organism: Conger conger (European conger)
Lineage: Eukaryota; Metazoa; Chordata; Actinopteri; Anguilliformes; Congridae
Gene: dmbx2
Exons: 4
Coding region: 76-885 (269 amino acids)
Biological process (GO): regulation of transcription by RNA polymerase II
Molecular function (GO): DNA-binding transcription factor activity, RNA polymerase II-specific; RNA polymerase II transcription regulatory region sequence-specific DNA binding
Source: RefSeq, a predicted model, not a curated record